Candida dubliniensis CD36 is the source of this 1608-nucleotide messenger RNA. RefSeq names its product Avt1p (gene AVT1). Gene Ontology annotation, molecular function: amino acid transmembrane transporter activity. Gene Ontology annotation, biological process: amino acid transmembrane transport. The record is from RefSeq and is a predicted model, not a curated record. Lineage: Eukaryota; Fungi; Ascomycota; Pichiomycetes; Serinales; Debaryomycetaceae. The coding region runs from base 1 to 1608 and encodes 535 amino acids. Gene Ontology annotation, cellular component: vacuolar membrane. The transcript has a single exon.
AUGCCCCUGCCUGAUCUUACAGACCUUCCUAGUGCACCCAAACAGCGACGCCAAUCGUUUAUGGAUUAUGGUGGUCCCAAUUCUAUAAACAACUUUGCAUCAUCGUACUCGAGGGCCCAGCAAUAUAUUGGUACUUCAUUUAUGGAGCAAGGAGGUGAAUAUAUGGAAUCUCCACCACAAUUAUCAUCAAGACCUUUACGUGACGAUAAUGAAGCAUUCCUAAGUAGUGAUGACAACUCGAUACGUUCGGACAAUGAUAGUAACAACCAAACAGACCACAUGGAUUUCCCACUACCACCCCCUAUUGACUGGUCAAAUAAUUCCGUAUUUGAUGAAACAAGCGAAUUAUUACCGGCUUUAUCACGAAUUUCUACCAAAAGACAUUCAUUCAGUAUAAUAACCGGGAAUUCCACAGCAGCACAAACUAUAUUCAAUUCAAUAAACACGUUGAUUGGCAUUGGAAUGUUGUCUUUACCGCUUGGAUUUAAAAUGUCAGGUUGGUUAUUUGGAUCCUUGUUGCUUGUUGUAUCGGCAUUUUUAACAAACACAACAGCUAAAUAUUUAGGGAAAAUAUUGUAUCGUCAUCAAGAAUUAAUGACUUAUGGGGAUAUUGCCUAUGCAUACGGCGGUAAAUAUUUUCUGUAUUUGGUCACUCUAUUUUUUGUCGUUGAUUUGUUUGGUGCUUCUUUGACAUUAAUAAUAUUGUUUGCUGAUAGUUUUACCAUUGUUUGGCCCCAUGUUCCUGCCCUUAAAGCAAUUAUUGUUACGGCAGUAUUUGUGUUAUCUUUAUUACCACUAAGUAUGUUAUCUAUUUUCAGUCUAUUGGGAAUAAUUUCGACUGUUGGUAUAAUACUUUCAGUGUUUAUAUGUGGAUUUAUAGUUGAUACAUCUCCUGGAUCUUUGUUAAUACCAGCAACUACUACUUUAUUACCACCAAACCCCAUAAAUUUAUUGUUCAGCUUGGGAAUAUUUAUGGCUCCCUGGGGUGGUCAUCCGGUAUUCCCAGAAUUGUAUCGUGAUAUGAGACAUCCUUCCAAAUUUACCAAGUCGAGCAAUAUCUCAUUUCUUGUUACUUAUCUUUUGGAUUUUUCUAUUGCUGCCACUGGGUAUUUAAUGUAUGGAUUAAUGGUUGAUGAUUCAAUUGUGAAAAGCAUUAUGCAAAAUCCAAAUUAUCCGCCAAUUAUAAAUUCAAUAUUAUGUAUCUUAAUGGGGAUGCUACCAAUUUCGAAAUUGCCAUUAGUCACUAAACCAAUCAUUACUUCUUAUGAAAAUAUUUUUGGCAUCACAGCAAAAUACGUUAAAUUGGACGAAAAUGGGAAAUUGAUUGAUACUUAUGGACCAAAAAGGGUGUUUAGUAGAAUUGUUUUCUGUUGUGUGUUAUUGAUAAGUGCAUUAUUAUUAACUUCAUUUGGGAAAUUAGUGGCAUUUUUAGGAAGUGCUAUUUGUUAUACUGUAUGCUUGACAUUGCCAUUAUUGUUUUAUUUAAAAUUAAAUAGACCAAGCAUUGGCAAGUUAGAAGGCUUGUUAAUUAAAAUUGGAAUCAUUUUUUCAAUUACUGCUGCUAUACUAGGAACUUAUGCAUCUAUUGGAUUGACAAUACCUGAAUAG